This is a messenger RNA of Panthera uncia (snow leopard), 2594 nucleotides long. It is a transcript of the gene DMAC2, whose product is annotated as distal membrane arm assembly component 2. Bases 900 to 1673 code for a protein of 257 amino acids. The record is from RefSeq and is a predicted model, not a curated record. The transcript has 6 exons. NCBI's taxonomy places the organism in Eukaryota, Metazoa, Chordata, Mammalia, Carnivora, Felidae.
UGCCCGCCACUCUGACCUAGUCUCCUACUUCUCUCUGAUAGCUGGUUCCCACCCCUGGGCCUUUGCACUGGCUGUUACAGCUGCCUGGAACACCUUUCCCCUAGAUCUUUGAAUGGCUGUUUCCUUCUUAUCCUUCAUCUCCACUUAAAUACCUCGUCUUCAGAGAGGACUUUUUACUCAUGUCCUGACUCCCUAGUCACUGCCUAUUAUAUUGCCUGUUGUUAUUUGCCUCUUAUCAAACGAGUUACCUAAAAUUAUCUUGCUUAUUCUUUUGUUUCUUGUCAAUCCUUUCUCAGCCAUGGAAUGUUGACUCCCUGAGAUAAGGGCUUGGUCUUUCACCAUAGUAACCCCAGUACCCAAAACAGUGUGGGCCACGUGCUAGAUACUCAGUAAACACUUAAAUAAUUCUAUCCACAAGACUUCAUACUCAAUCUUCACACUGAGAGAUGGAGUUGAACUCCAAACUGAAAUUGUAGACACAUCACAGUACUUGUCUUGAGACCUCAUCUCUCUUAUCCUGAAGUCUAACCGCACCACCCACUAGACCUUUUCCUUCCCUGAUCCUGGUGUAAAGAAUGACUCAGUUCCCUAGUCAGUAUGAAAACUGGAGGAAGAGAGCAGCUCACGGGGACUGUGAGUACAGUCGGAGGAAGGGUACUCUACCAGUCUACCAGGAAGGACUAACCGCUAUCUCCUAGGAAAAGCCUGCAGAGUCUGAUUGUAAGGACCAUGGAAAUGGCAGUGGGAGGAAUCCCUAAACCGGAGUAAAAAGUGCGUGUGCCUUUAAGAGGAGAGUCGGAAAAAUAGAGAGGCCGGCACCCUAGGAAAAGUAGUCUCAGGCUCAAUCAAGCGGGUGGACUAAGAAAAACCGGCCCCUUCCGGUUACGUAGCCUGGCAAGAUGGCGGCGCCCAAGUCGUCCCUGCACCUGGUGGCCCCAGUAUGGAAUGGGGGUACCAGGGGCAUCGGUGGCCUGAGCAGGGUGGUGGCCCCCGAGGGCAAUCAGAAGAAGGGGAGGUCGCUGCUCCAGUUCCUGGCUGACCGCUUCUAUGACGUGGAGGCUCUCAGGGACCACCUGCUCCGAAAGCGGGUGUCGAAGGUGCACCAGAAAAAUCGACCCUUCAACCACAUCAACCAGCGAUACGGUCCCUACGUCGCAGGUGCCUAUUUCAUCCUGAAGCAGGGAGGUGCGGUCAGGUUUCAGGGCAGGGAGUGGAUCCGGCCAAAUCAGCGUGGCCACUUCUCUCUGGACUUCUUGAAGUUGCAGGCGGUGCCCGUAGAGGCCGUCGAUGCCAGCGGCUGUGCCAUCAACUACCAAGGCCUGGACAGCCUCUUGGCCCUGAAGGAGCUCCAGUCCCUGUGGCUGCAGCGCUGCCCCCACGUGGAUGACUGGUGUCUCAGCCGCCUCCACCCGCUGGCCAGCUCACUGCAGGAGCUCUCGCUGGCCGGCUGUCCCCAAGUCUCUGAACGGGGCCUCGCCUGCCUCCACCACCUCUGGAACCUCCGCACACUGGACAUCUCGGACCUCCCUGCCGUGUCCAGUCCGGGCCUCACUCGGAUCCUGGUGGAAGAGAUGCUUCCUAGUUGCGAGGUCCUGGGGGCCGACUGGGCCCAGGGCCUCAAGCUGGGGCCAGAGGAGCAGCCUCGGGACACAGCCGGUCCCAUCCCUGCCUAGCCCUCGGCCAGCCACCGUCAGGCUGGAUCUCAGCGGGACCCGGCGGAGUGUCCCACGGUUCCCCAUACUUCUGGCUUCCGUCGGGUUCACUCGGUGUGGGGGUUGGGCUCUGGCUGGCUGCAUCCUGGGGGGAAAGGUCACAGCUCCUGUCUCCUGUCAGGAGGCUCUGUCCGCAGGCUUCUCUCCUGGGUUCCAACCAACAGUCGCCUCCUCCUGCCUCUUCAGGCCUGGGGGAGGGUUACCAGCCCCAGGAGCUGUGCUUCCCCCCGCGGUUUCCCCACACCUGCCCACUAGCACGUAAGAGACUCUGCCCUUGUGUCCAGAGACUCUCCAAGUAUCUUUAUUUGAGUGUGCUGCUGCUUCCUGCCUGGACCUGGCUGACACGGGGGCGCUGCUGGCAUGCCAGGGGACGGGUCUUCGGGGUGUGACACCGCUCAGCUGACCGCAGGCUACGGCAUCCCUGGCCUGCACUCACGAGAUGCCGGAAGCGCCCCAGGUCCCACGGUGUUGCCACUUACCCACGUAUUGGCUCCAAAUUCAGCGUUCUCGUUUGCUCCGUGAAAACCGACCUGGGCCUUUGCUAAGUGGCACGAAGAGGUUUGUCAGUAGAGGGCGCCCGAGAGGUUCCAGGAGGAGAGGCUUUUGCUUCCUGGUUCCCGACGACGAUGUGCUCACUCUUCGGUCUGGGCUCCCUGAGUGCUCGGUGGUCAGCAGCUUCCCCCCCCCCCCCGCAGCUUCCCCCCCCCCCCCCCCCGCAGCUUCAGAGCUGUGCCUCCACUGAGGCAUCUCCCUGCAGAUGACUCUCCACGGCACCCCACCUGGGGGACCUCCAGUAAAUGCUGAGGCACCUUACCAGCGAGUCCCUGUUAUUUCAAUUUGCCAUUCAAGUCAAUAAUUCUUUACAUUAAACUUCACCUGCUC